AUGAAUAGUGCUAACUUAUAAAUAUUGGAAAUACUUUUAUCAGACCUUCUACUCAUUCUUGCUGUUUCGUUUGGUAUAGAAUAUCUCUAUUUAAGAAUCUUUUGUACAACCAACUACUCAAAUUCUCAUCUUUGCUAGCAUCAUCAUUUUCUUUACCUUCAUUACUGCUUUCUAUAAAAUACAAAAUUAAAUUCUCAAAAAACAGUACUAAAACCAAUUUUCCAUUAUAUUUAAUCUGAGACUUUUAACAAUCGUAUUAUAUUCUGCACUCUCAAAUUAAGAACUUAACCUAUUACUCAUCAACCAUUUGGAACUAUAAUUCAAUAUUAAAAUAGCUAUCUUAACUAAACUAGCACUUUCGGCUAUUUUAUUUGAUUACUCUAAUCUCUUAACACUACCUUAAAAUUUGGUAUUCUAUUCUUAUUGUUUUUUUGUAUUUCUACAGAUUGGAAUACAUUAUAAAUUCACUCAGAAUUAAUCAAACGAAUAAUUACCUCAGAAACUCACAUUGGAUGCCCCUCCAACAUUUCAUGCAAAAUCUUAAGAAAUUAAAUCAUCCAGAUAAGAUGAGUAUUCAAAAUCACCUGGAAUGUCAUCUUCUGACAUAAAACCAUUGUAAUUGAACAGUGCCCAGCAAGUUUUAAAUGAAGAUGAUCUUAUCAUGUCUAAUAUGUACUAAUGAGUGUAAAAAGAAUAAAGGUCGUGGCUUUCAAAUCAGUCUGUAUUAGUUUACAAUUUAGAAUUUACUAUCGUAUAUUAAACAUUCUAUCUCGGAAAGUUAUAGAAAAACAUAGGGGAUAAGUUUGAUUACGAAGCUACAUUUUUGGAAUCUACCAUAAUAAUCGGAUGUAAAGAGAUAAAUGAACUCUUAGGAUAAACAGGAUUUAGUGAUUCAAUAUUUAGUGAGUAAGUUCAUUAAAUUAACAUUUAGUGGUUCUUUUUUAUUCAAUAAUUUGAAUGAAGUACAUAAAUGUAAAAUCAAAGGGCAAUUUUCACUUAAGGAUUUAACUAAUUUGUUAAUCAAAGAUUUUGAAAAGUAAAAAAUAAAUCUUAUAUUAAUAGAUGGAAAUUUUUCACUCUAACAAUAUUCAAAGUAAAAAAUGAUUUUUUAGAUUUAGAUGGAAUUUAAAUAAAAUUAUUUCUUAAUUACAUAGAAAAUCAUAAGUUUAUUUUAUUUAGUCUUGAACAUCAUCCUAUACCUCCAAAGAUGCAUAAUUAAGAAAUCAAUCUAAUUCUAUAAAAUAUUUAUCUCUCUUAUUCUCAUGAAUCAAUUAAUUUUGUGAAUUGUAUCCUCACAUAUGUUUUAAUACUUAUUCAUCAUAUUGAUCAAUAAAGUAAUGAAACUAAUAAUCAAAUAAAUGUAUUUUUUAAAUUGAUUUUAGAAUUUUGUUGCUAAAGAUUAGAUAGAAUAUUUUAUUAAUUGCUUAUAAAAUAUGAAAUACUCAAGUUAAAGAUACACAUACUUUUUAAAUUCCAUGAAGGACUACAUAUUUUAUUUAAAAAAUCAAUUAUUCUUUAAAAUUAAUACUAUAAAAAUGGAAGAUCUACUUGAUGAUUUACUUUUAAAUUUUGAGCCCAUUUUAUAACUCAAAAAAAUUAAAUUAAUAACUAAUGUAGAUUUGUAAGAUGGUAAUGCAAUUAUCUUCAGUGAUACAGAACGAGUAAACUUAUUAUAUAUUUUAGAUCAAAUAAAUAAUCACCUGUUUACUUAAUUAUUUUUUAUAAUCCUCUUAUUAAAGCUCUAUUAAAUUAGAAAUUAAGAGUUACACUUUAUAAGGUGUGAUGAUCACCAUCAAAGAUACAAAAUCUGAUUUUGAUGAAUUAACUAAAUAAAGAAUAAUAAAUUUAACAAAAAUCUUAAAUUAAUAAUUAAAAAGAUAGAAAACUGUAAAUGAAUUAGACUUUACUAAUCCAUUAGAAUUAUAAAUGAGUAUAAUUCUUUGUUGGUAAUUAGCAGGUUAAUUCAAAAGAGGAUUAGAAUUUUUAAUAGAUAGUUAAGGAUUUUGUACAUUUACAUUUGUAAUAGAAUCUUAAACUUCUCAAAUGAAAUAUCAAAAUUCUGCUGCAGAUACUGGACCAAUAAAAAUAGUAGAUAAAAAGAAGUAUUUUGAAACAUCUUUAUCUUUACUUCUUUAAGAGAAUAUGAAUUCAAAUAAUCCAGGAGGUGGUGAAUCAAAAUUAUUGUCAUUCACUCAAUUGUCUAAAUAAUUGUCCUAAAAACCUACUGAUCCUUUAGAUCUUUAAAGUGCUUAUUUUUCAUAACUUUCUAAGAUUCGACAAGAAACUUCAAAUUCUAAAGCUUUUCCUAAUAGUGGUACAAUCAACAAACAAUCAAGAGAACAUAGUGGAAGUUUUUCAGGAACUUUAAAAUAAUAAAUAUAAUCAGAUAGCAUUUAAUAAAUUUCUCGAAUUCUAAAUAGAAAUAAUUUGAGUGUUAUAGGUAAAAUGGAAUCUCCUCCUCAUGAAUCCCAACAUACAUUUACACUUAUUGAUUUUGGUCAAACUGAAUAAGCAGCUAUUUAAGUAAGAUUACCUGAAUUCAAUCCAAAACUUUUGGCACAUGUAAUUAAAUAUAGAUUAAGGACUAAUUGUUGUUCAAAAGUACUACUUUUAGAUAAUGAUCCAUUUUCAAUUAUUGUCCUAUAGAAAGUACUUUAGAAAUAUGAUAUUAAAUGUGAUUAUUCCUUUAAUGGGGCAUAAGCUAUGGAAGCAAUAGAGAGUAAAAGAAAUUAACCAUGUCAUUGUGGAAAUCGCUUUUAUUUAUUAUACAUAAUCGAUUUAAAUAUUCCAGUAAAGUAAAUACUUAUAUAAUAGAUUUUCAAAGGAGGAGAAUUUGUACAAAGAAUAAAAUAAAUGAUGUAUAUGGGUGAUAUGGAUAAAGGUUUUGCAAUUGCAACAGCUACUGUAGUUGAUUUAAAUAGCAAAUUGGAAUGCUUUCGUAAUGGUAUGGAUUAUUUCAUUACAAAACCAUUUGAUUUAUUAGAGAUCAGUGCAGCAGUGACAUACCUUGAUUUUUGAUUAGUUUAGUAUGAUAG
Messenger RNA from Paramecium sonneborni, 3035 nucleotides. NCBI's taxonomy places the organism in Eukaryota, Ciliophora, Oligohymenophorea, Peniculida, Parameciidae. The record is from the annotation of a GenBank genome assembly.